ACGGAUAAAAAGAUCAAACACAAAACACAAAAAAAAAAACAAGUCUAAGAAAAUGGAGUUCUCUAUUAAACCUUCAACCCUUAAGAUGAUCCGAACAAGUUUUUGUAUAUUAGUGCUUUUGGCAAUAAGUAAUUUUCAGAUGAUGGAAUCUCAUAAAGGCAAGGGAUCAGAAGGAAAAAUUCAUUAUUCGGCGAUUAAUUGUCGAAAACAUAGCGCAGUUAUAACCGAAUUUGGAGCAGUGGGUGAUGGAAAAACAUCAAACACAAAAGCCUUUAAGGAAGCCAUAACCAAGCUUGCUCCUAAGGCGGCCGACGGUGGAGUUCAGCUCAUUGUUCCACCGGGAAAUUGGCUUACCGGAAGUUUUAACCUCACCAGGUGCAACAAUCCUUGCUUCUCAGGUAACAACGGAACGAUCAACGGGCAAGGGAAAUACUGGUGGGUGAAGUAUCGGAGUGGUGGAUUUAAAUCGAUCACGAGACCUUACACGAUCGAAAUCAUCUUCUCUAAAGACAUUCAGAUCUCUAACAUCACCAUCAUCGACUCUCCUGCAUGGAAUAUUCAUCCCGUGUAUUGCAGCAACGUCAUCGUUAAAGGCGUCACCAUUCUCGCUCCUAUCGAUUCUCCUAACACCGAUGGAAUCAACCCUGAUUCAUGCACCAACACAUUGAUCGAAGACUGCUACGUAGUCUCCGGCGACGACUGCAUCGCCGUCAAGAGCGGUUGGGAUCAGUUUGGUAUCAAAGUAGGAAUGCCAACUCAGCAACUCUCGAUCCGAAGGCUCACAUGCAUCUCUCCCGAUAGCGCCGGGAUAGCACUCGGAAGUGAAAUGUCCGGUGGGAUCAAAGACGUUAGAAUCGAAGACAUUACGUUACUCCAGACACAAUCCGCUAUCAGAAUCAAAACAGCGGUUGGUCGUGGCGGUUACGUUAAGGACAUCUUCGCAAGGAAGUUCACAAUGAAGACAAUGAAGUACGUUUUCUGGAUGAGCGGUGCAUACAACCAACACCCCGUCUCGGGUUUCAAUCCCAAGGCUAUGCCCGAGAUUACCAACAUUAAUUACAGUGACAUGACCGCGGAUAACGUUACGCAGCCCGCUAGGCUCGAUGGGCUCAAGAACGAUCCUUUCACCAAGAUAUGCAUGUCGAAUAUUAACAUUGCUUUGGCUGCUGAGCCCAAGAAGUUGCUUUGGAACUGUACGAACAUCUCCGGAGUUUCGAGCAAGGUUACACCGAAACCGUGUAGUUUGUUGCCGGAGAAAGGAGCUCCCGUGAACUGUGCUUUCCCGGCUGAUAAGAUUCCUAUCGAAUCUGUUGUCUUGAACAAAUGCUCUGCU
This is a messenger RNA of Thlaspi arvense, 1333 nucleotides long. NCBI's taxonomy places the organism in Eukaryota, Viridiplantae, Streptophyta, Magnoliopsida, Brassicales, Brassicaceae. The record is from the annotation of a GenBank genome assembly.